GACAACAACACAUCCAGAUCAUGGCGAUGUUUUGGUCCGUAGUGUGUCUGUGGAGUGUCAACGUUGCUGCUUUCAACUUGGACGGCAAGAGCGUCGUGGAGAGAACCGGACACCCCGGCAGCCUCUUUGGGUUUUCUGUUGCGUUCCACCAGCAGCUGAGUCCUAUCAAAAAGAACUUAUUGCUGGUAGGAGCCCCCAAAUCAAAACAUCCCUACCUGGAGAAUGCCACCGGCGUUGUCUAUCAGUGUGAUCUCAGCGCUACUUCCCAAAACUGCCAGGCCAUCGACUUUAACAACGAAGAGUUCAGGGAGAGCAAAGGUAUAAACGGCCAGUGGAUGGGAGUCAGAGUGACGAGCCAAGGUCCUGGUAAAAAUGUCAUGACUUGUGCUCAUCGGUACCAGCAGUGGACCCCGACCCCGGGUCUUUACACGCCUCGCCUGAUAACGGGCCAGUGCUACAUCUUAGGGGAUGACCUGCAAGUCGGGACGGAGGAGAGGACGUGGAGGAGGGUGGUGUGCGAUGCCGAACAUCUGAACAGACGUCAGAAAGACCAGGAUUGGUUUGCGUACUGCCAGCAGGGUCACGGUGCAUCUUUUGCUAAGGACAACAGAUCUGUGGUCUUUGGAGCACCGGGCGCUUACCAGUGGAAAGGAAUCGUGCGCAUGGAGCUACUGGACAAUCUUGACAUCUUCGGCGAGCUUCCUCGAGAAACCGGCAAUACCGACCUGUUUAACUCCAAACUCAUUCCUCUCCAAAGAAACAGCUACCUGGGAUUCUCCACCGACUCUGGAAUGACCCUGCUCAAGGGAGGUGAGCUGACCAUCGUAUCGGGAGCGCCCAGAGGUGGAUACAGCGGUCAGGUGGCCUUUCUGAAGGCAGACCCUUCGGCAAAGAGAAGUUUGUCUGUCGAGUUGGUCCUGUCUGGUCCGGGGUUGGCCUCCUCCUUUGGAUAUGACGUUGCCGUGGUGGACCUCAACAAUGACGGGUGGGAGGACCUCGCCGUCGGAGCGCCUGAAUUCUUUCUCCAAGACGGCUCGAUUGGAGGAGCGGUCUACAUCUACGUCAACAAAAAAGGGGAAAACUGGCAGAAAAUUCAUCCCGUUCAACUCCUUGGACGUCAAGAUUCCUUGUUCGGACUCGCGGUGGAAAACAUCGGCGAUGUUAAUCAAGAUGGAUAUGGAGACAUUGUUGUGGGGGCACCGUACGACAGUUCUGGUCGAGUCUACCUCUACUGCGGCUCCUCAAGCGGCAUCAACCGAAAGCCGGCGCAGGUGCUCGCUCCGGAAUCCCCCACGGUCACUUUGUUUGGAUAUUCUCUGUCGGGUAACUUGGAUAUCGACGAUAACCAAUACCCUGAUUUGGCGGUUGGAUCACUCUCGGAUGCGGUCUUUGUUUACAGAGCUCGGCCCGUGGUCAAUGUCGACGGCGCGUUAACGAUAACCCCGGAUGAAAUAGACGUCGCAAAGCAACAGUGCGAUAAACACACCUGUUAUAUCGCAGUACAGCUGUGUUUUACCUACUCGGCACAUCCGGCAUCGUUCAACCCCAAACUGACAAUCAGCUUCUCAAUGGAGGUCGACGCAACGAGGAGGAAAUCCAGGCUUCCCCCUCGUGUGGACUUUCUGGGUUCGUCUCAGGGGACGCUGGAGUUGCCUGGCCAAGGGAGGAAAAUCUGCGCUAACGUUAAGCUCCGACUUCUGCGAGACGCGACGGACAGGCUUCACAGCAUCCCUGUUUCUGUCAACUGGUCUCUGCCGAGCUCCGGUCCAACGGCGAGGUCAAAUGUCGGCCCGCCCGACGUCACUCCAGUGCUCAACCUCUACCAGAAACAAAGCACCGUGUCAGAGAUAACCUUCAUCAACGAGGGCUGCGGCAGUGACAACGUUUGCCACAGUAACCUGGAGCUACGGUACAAGUUCUGUGCCAGGAAAACCCAAAAUCAUGAAGAUGUUUUCCAACCACUGGUCAGAGAGGACGGCGUCGCGGUCAUCACUCCCUCCGGCGAGGACGUGGCCUUGGAGAUCACCGUGACCAAUAAGGACGGGGAAGACGCGCACCAGAGUCAUGUGGUCGUCAAGCUCCCAGAUCUUCUUCGCUACUCCUCCGCCGUUUAUGCAUCGACAUCGGUGUCACGAGUGACUUGCUCAAGCAACGACAAGGGAACGGUGAUCGACUGUGAGCUGGGAAACCCGCUCCAAAGAGACGCUCAAGUUUCAUUUUACGUUAUGCUGAGCACGAGCGGCAUCUCACUCAGCACGAAAUCUGUCAACGUCACAUUGCAACUUCAGACGGCGAGUGUGCAGACCUUAGAAGACGUCGAAGCGACGGCCAAAGUGGUUUUUGAACUGGGGCUGCAAAUAUAUGGGCUCGCCAGGCCAUCUCAAGUUUCAAUUCGCAAAAGCCUAAUUGGCCAGCGAGCCUUAAAAACAGUGGACGAUAUUGGAAUCCCGAUUCAGUUUGAAUUCAAGAUAACAAACCAGGGCAGGUCCCUGAAAUCCUUCGCCAACGCCUCGCUGGACAUCCGCUGGCCAAAGGUCAACUCCGACGGCAAAGGGCUGCUCUACCUGACUGAGGUCACGAGCGCGGGAGUGCAUUUUGUCUCCUGCUCACCCGCCGACCACAUCGACCCUCUCAAACUGACGGGUCGGCGCGGAACCUCCAGGGGGCGACGCGAGGCCGAACACGAGGGCCAAUACGACGCCCUCUCCGCUGCUGGAUUCUUCUUUCUUCCAUCAAAAAGGAAGUACAAAGCACUGACGUGUCUCGACGGACUCAAUUGCGCAGAGCUGCGCUGCCCUCUAGUGGGCCUGGACAGCACUGCGCUCAUUGUUCUCCACGCACGUCUGUGGAAUUCGACUUUGGUGCAGGAUUACAGCUCCUUGAACUACUUGGACAUCGUCGCGGACGCCGCUCUCACUCUCACGAACUCUCCGGUCAACAUUGGACUCAAAGAAAAAGAGCCUCGCACCAAGGUGAAGGUGACGGUCUUCCUGGAGAGAGAGGAGGAAUACUUGGCUAAAGUGGCCUGGUGGAUCAUCUUCCUGACGGUCGCCGCGGGCCUGCUGCUCCUGGCCGUCCUCUUCUUCUUCUUAUGGAAGCGGGGCUGCUUCAGGUGUGCGGCGUGCAACGAAUCCUCACACCUGAAGAUGGAAAAGGUAAAAGCCUGAAACGAGGAUGGAGGCUGGGAAAAUGAUACAUACUGCAUAUUAAGAAGAUAUAUUCAGAAAAUCGAACUUUUAACCCUUCUGACACACAACUCACAUGGUGCAGAUGAAAAAUGUGACUUCGCUUCGUUGAAUGACGUGGGGCGGGGGGGAAUCACUUGCGUGUUUGUUUGCAACAAGUGUUAAAAAAACAAAACAUGAAGGCAAUUGUGCUGAAGGAACUUUUUAUUGAACGUUUGUGAAAAUGCGACAUCAUUGUUGGAAUGGUGAAAUGACAACAACACUGCUGCUCUCUGGAACGCUUCGGAACCUCUUCGAAGUCUUAAGACGUUCCCGAUUUUUCACUUUGAACGCUGCUGUUGACAAAUUUCGGAAGGGGAAAGAAACUACCUUGUAAAUAGAUUAAAAAUGUUUUUGUUUUGUUUUUUAUAACCUGACAUUUGCUCCAAAGUGUGCUUCUUCAAAUGGUUUCUUAAGCUAUUUUCAAAUGACCUGUGCAAUAGCCAGAGCGAAAUUAGCGUUCUUAUUUUCUCGGUUGCUAUGUUUUGUUUCAUAACUGUCCUAUACUGCUCUUUGAAUGCCAUUAAAAGUCAUAUUUAUUUUGCCAGAUCACUCCUGCUCGUGAAUUCUGCCAAUGUACGUAGCCGCGAACAGAAAGAUUGAUAUCGUCAAAAUUUUUUGAGGCGCUAACCGUACACGCGCGCCCCUGCGCUGACGCCGACUCUGGAGCCGGGGUCAGCCAUGGACGCUUAAUUUCAGUGGCGUGGAGGGAACCUACAUGGCAAUUGUGAUAAACGGCGGGCCGACGCAGCGUCGUGCGCCUAAAUGCUUGCGUAUUUUUUUUUUUGUUUGUUUGGUUUUUUUGUGCUUACGCGGCUGCCGCAGCCGCCGGGGACGUGAUGUAGACAAGACAGUUGCCAGUUGUCACUUCACAUCAUUUACUGUAUAGCGGCCGUGCGGGACAUCACAAUCAGAAUCAGAAUCAACUUUAAUGGCCAA
Syngnathoides biaculeatus (alligator pipefish) is the source of this 4163-nucleotide messenger RNA. RefSeq names its product integrin alpha-6-like. The record is from RefSeq and is a predicted model, not a curated record. Gene Ontology annotation, cellular component: integrin complex; external side of plasma membrane. Gene Ontology annotation, molecular function: integrin binding. Lineage: Eukaryota; Metazoa; Chordata; Actinopteri; Syngnathiformes; Syngnathidae. Gene Ontology annotation, biological process: cell adhesion mediated by integrin; integrin-mediated signaling pathway; leukocyte migration. The coding region runs from base 21 to 3167 and encodes 1048 amino acids. The transcript is spliced from 25 exons.